Molecule: messenger RNA, 1089 nt
Organism: Drepanopeziza brunnea f. sp. 'multigermtubi' MB_m1
Lineage: Eukaryota; Fungi; Ascomycota; Leotiomycetes; Helotiales; Drepanopezizaceae
Cellular component (GO): cytosol
Molecular function (GO): hydroxypyruvate reductase [NAD(P)H] activity; glyoxylate reductase (NADPH) activity; NAD binding
Source: RefSeq, a predicted model, not a curated record
AUGGCAUUAUCGGGUACCAAGCCCAUUGUACUACACAUUGGAGAUCCAGUCAAGUGGAACACGGAUUUCUAUGAUGUCUUUUCCAAGGACUACACCGUCGUGCGACCGUCUUUUGAAGAGCGCCAGCGAGAUGAGUUCAUGAUAGGAUUGAAGGAGAAACGAUGGGGUGGCUUUUCCGCUAUCUUUCGUCCAUUUUGGAACACUGGAGGCGAGAUGGGCAGAUGGGAUAAAGAGCUUAUCUCGUUACUACCAUCGUCGUGCAAAAUAUUUGCGUCGGCUGGUGCCGGUUUCGAUUGGGUUGAUGUUGACAUUCUGGCUGAGCGGGGAAUCCUUUAUUGCAACAGUGCUGCCGCCGCAACAGAGUCCGUAGCCGACUUCGCCCUCUUCCUGAUCUUAGCAACUUUCAGAAACUUGACCUGGUGCACAACAGCCGCCAGAACCUCCUCAGCCGACUUCAAAGACUGUCACGAGAAUGCGGCGGCCGUCUCCCACAAUCCUCGUGGUAAUGUUCUUGGUGUCAUUGGCCUAGGAAACAUCGGUUACGAGAUCGCUCGUAAAGCCUACCGAGCUUUCGGCAUGAAAAUCAAGUACUAUGACCUCUUCCGCAAAGACAAGGUUAAGGAAUCAGAUAUCGAAGCCGAGUUCUUCUCGGAUUUAGAAGCUAUGUUGGCGAUUAGUGACUGUGUGGUACUUGCCACGCCCGCGAUCCCUGGUGGAAAGAAGCUCAUCACGAAAGAGCGAUUGGCGAGGUUCAAGAAGGGCGGUAGAUUCGUGAAUAUUGCGAGGGGAUCUUUGGUUGACGAUGAGGCGGUAGCGGAUGCUGUCGAGCAGGGGAGACUGGUGGGUGUGGGCAUGGAUGUGCAUGAGAACGAGCCGAGUGUUAAUGAAAGGUUGAAAGCGUCAAAGUUGGUGACAUUGACGUCGCAUAAUGCUGGAGGCACUUUGGAGACACACAUGGGCUUCGAGUCCCUCGCCAUGAAGAACGUCGAUGCGGUGUUGAAGGGAGAAGAACCCUUGACGCCUGUCAACACGCAUCUAAUCGGGUUCCGGAAGCCAAAGCAAGGCUCUGAAUCCCGUACCUGGAACUAG